Molecule: messenger RNA, 2615 nt
Organism: Ahaetulla prasina
Lineage: Eukaryota; Metazoa; Chordata; Lepidosauria; Squamata; Colubridae
Gene: EDN3
Product: endothelin 3
Exons: 4
Coding region: 622-1125 (167 amino acids)
Biological process (GO): intracellular calcium ion homeostasis; regulation of vasoconstriction; vein smooth muscle contraction
Cellular component (GO): extracellular region
Molecular function (GO): hormone activity; endothelin B receptor binding
Source: RefSeq, a predicted model, not a curated record
CCCUGCCCCGCCCACAGCAGAGUGAAGCGCUCCCUUGAAGUGCGGCGUUGCGCUCGCCGUGCAGACUCUCGCUUUCGGCUGCAGUUGGCAGGUCCCGCGGUCUCGGCUUGGGAGCAGCGCGUGCCGGCUGGUCUUGUUUCGGCGUCUGGUGUGGGUUAAGUGCCGGAGGAAGCACAAUGCGACAGCCUGGACAGACGAAGCGAUAAUAGCCAGGCGAUCUCGCUUGGAAACGGCUGUUUGCUCGACGGCGUUUAAUGCGCUCUUUAUUUCUUUUGCCUGGAAAAACAAGAGUCCAGUUUAGGGUCGGUUUGAAGGCUGCCGAGGAAGAGGGAAAGGAGCGAGAAAAGAGCAGGCGAGCUAUGGGGCGAGAGGUGGCUUUGUCCCGUUUUCCUCUUUGGGACUAGCUUACAAAAAAGAGGAAGGUGGAAGGAAAGCUCCCCGGGCGUUUCGAGACUCCAGGUGCUGAGAAGACCUGGGCGCACGUGGCAACGGCAAGUCAGCCAAGCGAAAUUGGACGCGUUGCAAAUAUUAACCGCAUUUCGAUUUGUGAUUUAUUUAUUUUUGACCGCGUUUUUGCUCCCGGAAUUUGCUGCAAGUUGAGAAGCUUGCAAUCUGGAUUUCAUGGAGCGGGGAGUCUUGAUACUGAUUGGACUUACAUUUCUCUCGAGCGCAGGUUUCUCGCUACCCACCUCUCAUCCCCUGUUGCUUCCUAGUGCGAGCAGGAGUAACAGCACAGGGCUGAGGUUUCUGGGGCUCUCAGAGAGAGUCAGCAAAGGAACCAGCACAGAACCCAGAAAGCUGAAUUCAGCUACCAGCUCCAAACUGGACAACGUGGCUGACCUGGGGGAGGUCCACCACAGAGCCAAACGCUGUACUUGCUACACCUACAAAGAUAAAGAGUGUGUUUACUACUGCCACUUGGAUAUCAUCUGGAUCAACACCCCAGAGAAAACUGUUCCAUAUGGGUUGGCUAAUUACAGGGGAAAUUUCCGGGUCAAGAGGUCCACAGAGCAGCUCCACAAGAGCUUGCAUUCAUCAGAAAGAUCUCCAUCACGCUGCUCUUGCACAGAUCGACGUGACAAGUUGUGCAUGCAGUUUUGCACAUGGAGUGUCCAAUGCAAAUGAUCAGGUGGGAAAAGGAAGAAAGAGAAGGAGAGAGCGGGAAAAUGAGAAAAUGGGCUGGUGGUAAGAGAGAGCUGGAGGACAAGAAGAGAGAAAAUGUUCUCGGUACUUUGGUUAGACAACACUUCAUCCAGCAUCCUUGAAAAACAGAACACAUAAGACAGCAGCUGGGUUUCAAUCUUCUCUUUGGAAUUGGCCAGAUUUGAUUCAUUUAUUUUUCUGCCUCCCUUCUUACGUAUAUCUCACCUUUCAAGACAUUUUCUACAUAAACUAACAAACUACAUUCCUAAUAACAGGAAGCAGCAGGUGAAGCUAAGCAGAAUCACAUCAGUUACCUGUACAAUUAGCACAGGCGGGCUCCAAGGCUGUGUGGUCUCCUCAUUUCUCUUCUCUCUGUAUACCAAUGACUGCAUCUCUAACGAUCCAUCUGUUAAACUACUGACGUUCGCAGAUGACAUAACAAUGAUCGGUCUCAUUUGAGACAAUGAUGAAUCCGCAUACAGAUAGGAGGGUGAACAACUAGCCUCGUGGUGCAACCAGAACAAUCUGGAACUGAACACACUCAAAACCAUAGAAAUGGUGGUAGACUUUAGGAGAAACCCUUCCAUACUUCCACCUCUUACAAUACUAGACAACACAGUAUCAACAGUAGAGACCUUCAAAUUUCUUGAUUCUACCAUAUCGCAAGAUCUAAAAUGGACAGUUAACAUCAAAAACGUCAUCAGAAAAGCAAAACAAAGAAUGUUCUUUCUGCGCCAACUCAGAAAGCUCAAACUGCCCAAGGAGCUGUUGGUACAGUUCUACAGAGGAAUUAUUGAGUCUGUCAUCUGCACCUCUAUAACUGUCUGGUUUGGUUCUGCAACCCAACAAGAAAGACACAGACUUCAGAGGAUAAUUAGAAAUGCAGAAAAAACAACUACUACCAACCUGCCUUCUAUUGAGGACCUGUAUACUGCAUGAGUUCAAAAAGAGGCACUGUGAAAAUAUUUACAAACCUCUCACAUCCUGGACAUAAACUGUUUCAACUCCUACCCUCAAAAUGAGGCUACAGAGCACUGCAUACCAGAACAACUAGACACAAGAACAGUUUCUUCCUGAACGCCAUUACUCUGCUAAGCAAAUAAUUCCCUCAACAAUGUCAAACUAUGUACUAAGUCUGCACUACUAUUAAUCUUCUCAUCGUUCCCACCACCCAUCUCCUUCCACUUAUGACUGUAUGACUAUAACUAUUGCUUGUAUCCUUAUGAUUUAUAUUGAUAGUUUCCUGAUUGCUUAUUUGUACCCUAUGACUAUCAUUAAGUGUUGUACCUUAGAAUUCUUGAUGAACGUAUCUUUUCUUUUAUGUACACUGAGAGCAUAUGCACCAAGACAAAUUCCUUAUGUGUCCAAUCACAUUUGGACAAUAAAAAAUUCUAUUCUGUUCUGUUCUGUUCUGUUCUGUUCUGUUCUGUUCUGUUCUGUACUGUACUGUACUAUACUAUACUAUACUAUAC